AUGUGGGAUGCUGUAAAUAGAAACAAUCAAGAAAUUAUCAGUUCAGAUAUGAUUCUUAUUGAUGAACAGAAUAAUGCAAUACAUUCUACCAUUCAUAAGAAUAUUUCAAAAAAACUCAAACCUUUUCUGAAAGAAGGGCAGCUGUAUGCAUUAUCAAACUUUGAAGUUGGUAAUUGCAAUGAAUUCUAUAGGCCAAUUCAAAAUGAGCAAAAGAUCAUAUUCUUGCCAACAACCAACAUUCAAGAAUUAACAGAAACUGAAGUCAAUAUACCUCAUCAUAAAUUUGAAUUUGUUGACUACAACACCAUCGUUCAACGACUUAACAACCAUGUCCAGCUAUCAGAUAUUAUUGCAAAAGUGGUUGCUAUCGGUCCAAUUGAACAUCCUAUCAUUAAAGGAUCAAAAGUUGCAAUGAGAAACAUAACUGUGAUGACUAUACAAGGAAAUAAAAUAAAGCUUACCCUUUGGGGACCAGUUGCAAAUGAAAUUGAUGAUAACCUCUUCAAAAGGAAUCCGGGACCUUUUAUUAUAGUUGCUACAUGUCUAAUUGUGAAAACUUUUAAAGGGGAAUAUAACUUAUCAUCUACAAGCGGAACAAAAAUUUAUAUAAAUUUGGAGAUUCCAGAGACUUCUGCGUUUAUGGAUCAGGACGUGAAAAAUGAUCAUCUUAUAGAAGAGCUGCCAAGACAAUUUAAGCCACAAAGAACAAUUGAAGAAGAGAUGAAUAAUAGCAGAAGAACCAUAAUUGAAAUACUAAACAUGGUCUGGAACUCUGAAAAUAAGGAGACUAUCUUCACCUGCCAUGGAAAGAUUACAAAAAUUGAAACAGCUUUUGGUUGGUACUUUAUGUCAUGCGAAACAUGUCGUAGAAAGGUUAAACCAAGAGGUGAACAUUUGUGGUGUGAUCGUUGUAACAAACUGGCAGGCUUCCCAAUCCCAAGGUAUAGAAUUGAACUGAAAGUUGAAGAUGACACAGGAUUGACAACAUUCAUUUUAUUUGAUUCUAUGGCUGAAAAAUUACUCCAUAUAUCAGCAAAAGAACUUAUAAAUAAAUGUUCACAGGUACCUGAAGAGUUUGACAUGCCUAUGCAAAUAGCAAACCUUAUUGGGAAAACAUUUGUCUUCCAAUUGGAACUCAAUGAUUAUAACCUCAAACAAGGAUGGGAGAUCUACACAGUAAAGAAAGUUUUUGAUCCUGUUAUGCAGAUUGACAAUUCAGUUAAACUUGAUCAAAUAACUGAUUAUUAUAUGAGCGAUGCUACAAAUGAUUCUGACAACAACUUACCAAGUGAAAAAGAUGCUAAUCCUACAAAUGAUGCAAGUCAUGUACAGCUCACACCUAUUGCAGAUCGACAAAAGAGGAAAAGGAAACAAAAACUCCUUUAAUAUGUUGAAACUUAUGUUACAAAUUAUUUCAACUUUUCUUACAAUAAUGCAAUCACCAUUAGGAAGGUGUUCUGCUAUCUGUUGGGAAU
Molecule: messenger RNA, 1475 nt
Organism: Quercus lobata
Lineage: Eukaryota; Viridiplantae; Streptophyta; Magnoliopsida; Fagales; Fagaceae
Product: replication protein A 70 kDa DNA-binding subunit A-like
Exons: 10
Coding region: 1-1386 (461 amino acids)
Source: RefSeq, a predicted model, not a curated record